This is a messenger RNA of Babjeviella inositovora NRRL Y-12698, 414 nucleotides long. RefSeq lists its product as uncharacterized. Lineage: Eukaryota; Fungi; Ascomycota; Pichiomycetes; Serinales. Bases 1 to 414 code for a protein of 137 amino acids. The transcript is spliced from 2 exons. The record is from RefSeq and is a predicted model, not a curated record.
AUGGCUAAGCCAUUAUUGGUGAGCGUAAAAAACUUGUCCAUUGCCAUCAAAUUGGUCUUCAAGUCUUUCUUGUUCUUGGAUGAGCCAACUUCUGGGGUAGGUUCUCAAUCUGCCUUGUUAAUAAUUCGGGCUUUGCGUGCCUUGUCUGAUUCCGACCAGGCUAUCUUGUGUACCAUCCACCAACAAUCGACCACUUUGCUUGAGGUUUUCGACAGAUUGAUGUUGAAGAAGGGUGGUAGAAUUGUCUACCUUGGCGAUGUCGACCUGAACUCUGAGGCCAUAUCGAACUACUUUGAAAGGCAGUUUGGGAUUAAGUGUGAUGUGUUCGAGAAUCUCGUUGAGCACAUCUUGAACUGUAUCAGUGUUGGAGCUACAGCCCGCUCCGAGUUGGCUUCUGAUUGGGAAGAUUUUUGA